This is a messenger RNA of Camellia sinensis, 589 nucleotides long. The record is from RefSeq and is a predicted model, not a curated record. NCBI's taxonomy places the organism in Eukaryota, Viridiplantae, Streptophyta, Magnoliopsida, Ericales, Theaceae.
CCUUCCUCCUCCUCCGUCGCCGCCCGAAUCCUCCAAAUCUCCACCGUGGGGGCUCCGCCAGUUAAAUCGAAUUACUUGAAAACCUCUCGUCGAACCCUCAUUCGCAAAAGGAGGCGUACGUGGCGGAGGUCUUUGAUCGGUGGCGGAGCCGAUGACGGCGAAGACGAUGGCUUCUUUGGCAACGGCAAUGAUGUUGGUGGUCCUUUCGGUGGCGGCGACGGCGGUGGUUGGAAUUUCGAUAGGUUUGGGUGGUCAAAUUGGGACGAAUCGUCCUCUUUUUUUGACCCUGCUUUUGAUUUUGUAUACGAGGUGAUCAGUUGGAUUGCGCUCUCUAAUUGCUUGCACUUUGCGUUGAAAAAGGUUCUGAGAAUUCUCGCAGAUGGGAUGGGCGAUCAGGCGAGAGAGACUCCAGUCUGCUAAUUUGGUAAUGUUGUAUCUCAUUCCCCUAAAAUAGCAUUCGUUUAUAAAAUGAUGGAAAUUCAGGAUUACAAUUUGAUGUAAAUAAUGUAAAUUAUAGCUAUUUAAAGAUUUCUAUAUAUUAUAAUCUGUUACUUUAAUUGGUUGGUUUGUAUAUACUUAUACAAUUUUA